Branchiostoma floridae (Florida lancelet) is the source of this 1019-nucleotide messenger RNA. RefSeq names its product peptidyl-prolyl cis-trans isomerase H-like. Gene Ontology annotation, molecular function: peptidyl-prolyl cis-trans isomerase activity. Gene Ontology annotation, biological process: protein peptidyl-prolyl isomerization; protein folding. The transcript is spliced from 8 exons. The record is from RefSeq and is a predicted model, not a curated record. NCBI's taxonomy places the organism in Eukaryota, Metazoa, Chordata, Leptocardii, Amphioxiformes, Branchiostomatidae. Gene Ontology annotation, cellular component: intracellular membrane-bounded organelle. The coding region runs from base 31 to 567 and encodes 178 amino acids.
GAGUGGACUAUUCCACCGGGUCUUUCAAACAUGGCGGACGUGAAACCCUCCAACUCGAAUAAUCCCAUUGUUUUCUUCGAUAUUUCUGUCGGCGGACAGGAAAUUGGCAGGAUAAAAAUGGAGCUGUUUGCAGACAUCGUUCCAAAAACUGCUGAGAAUUUCAGAGUACUCUGCACAGGAGAAUACAGAAAGGAUGGAGUGCCUAUUGGGUUCAAGGGGUCAUCAUUCCACAGAGUCAUUAAGGACUUCAUGAUCCAAGGAGGAGAUUUUGUCAAUCAUGAUGGCACAGGACUGACUAGUAUCUAUGGCGGUGCAUUUCCUGAUGAGAACUUCAAACUAAAACACACAGGACCAGGCAUGCUGUCCAUGGCCAACAGCGGUCCCAACACGAACGGCUGCCAGUUUUUCAUCACCUGUGCCAAGUGUGACUUCCUGGAUGGCAAACACGUGGUGUUUGGUAAGGUGGUGGAUGGAAUGUUGGUAGUCCGGAAGGUGGAGAAUGUGCCAACUGGACCCAAUAAUAAACCCAAGAUCCCUGUCACUGUGGCACAAUGUGGAGAGAUGUGAUGACUGGAAGACUGUUAGUGAAAGGAUUGAGUAUAGAAUGAUAUACUUAAGUACAAUAUAUAUGGUAGUACUACAUUUUGUAGUACAUGUAGCACAAGAUGCCUCUAUGGGGACAUUUUUAAGGUAUACAUGUUUGUAGGAUGCAGUUUUGAGUUUUUGUAAAUCAUUGUACUGUACGAGUAACAAAUGAGGAAAAGGUCUACAGUACCUUGUUAAUGUAUAAUUGCAAUGAACAAGAAAAAAGACGAAGGUUAGCGCAAGAUUUUACGAAUAACUAGCUAUUGUGAACUCUUUUGUAAGCAUCCUGAUAUAUUGCCAAAUCAUUCCAUGUAAUAUGUACAUGUAACAUUUGUGGCUUCAAGUCACUACUCAAACAUUAUAAUAUUGAUCGUCAUCUUUCACAAGGAGACAUGGUAUCAUGGUACAAGGAAUAAAACAACUCAUUUUGCUUA